Molecule: messenger RNA, 5286 nt
Organism: Melanotaenia boesemani (Boeseman's rainbowfish)
Lineage: Eukaryota; Metazoa; Chordata; Actinopteri; Atheriniformes; Melanotaeniidae
Product: cytoplasmic polyadenylation element-binding protein 4-like
Exons: 12
Coding region: 297-2540 (747 amino acids)
Biological process (GO): negative regulation of cytoplasmic translation
Cellular component (GO): neuron projection; synapse; cytoplasm
Molecular function (GO): mRNA 3'-UTR binding; ribosome binding; mRNA regulatory element binding translation repressor activity
Source: RefSeq, a predicted model, not a curated record
CUGCUGUGUACGUUAACGACAUUUUCGAGGGACGUCACAGCACCCGAGUUCGCUUAUUGCCUACUAGCUGCUUUGCAAAUAUGCUCAACGUCUCUGCGGUUAUCGGCUGUUAUGCUAGCCUAGCGGCUUGGUGAGGGGAACUACCCUAGAUGCAGAACAGACAGGAGACGUCAUCAACAUUUUCCUGUAUUUAAAUGGUUGCGUAUGAAGAGGUCAUUGCUGGAAAAGGAGAGAUUAGUCGGUAAAACAAUACGGUGAAAGCCAAAAGUGAACUGAAAAUUUACUGGGUUUCCUAAAUGGGGGACUACGGCUUUGGAGUUCUAGUGAAGAACAGCAGUGGUAACAAAUCUGCUUUCCCUGUAAGGAUUCCUCCUCACCUUCAAACCCAGCACCCUCAUCACCCCUCAACCCCCCCUAGCCCCCCUUCCUUCGUAAACAACACCUGCUCCACCAAUGGGGGCAGUGCUUGGCUGUUCCCUUCUGUAGCACAGCACAGUAACAUGCAAGAUGAGAUUCUGGAGUCAGACAAGUCCAAGGCCUUGGACCUCCAAGACAUGCAGGAGAAGUCUCAGGUCCAGACCCAGCCGCAGGCCCUGUCUCCGAGCCAGCAGGAGCCUGGAGGAGGCCUAGGAGAGCUUGAGGGAGCUCUUCCUGAAGAUAGUUCGUUGGAGAAAGGCUCCUUGGAAAACAGCGGUGGGAAGGAGAAGUUGAGGAUGGAGUCCCCUGUGCUAAGUGGAUUUGACUACCAGGACAGUCUGGGAAUGGGUACCAGCUGUGCACAGUCCACCUCCUCUUCAUCUUCUUUGACCAGCUUCAAUAAUUGGUCCCCAGCUGUCCCAUCCACCCAGUCUCCAGUGGUUGGGGAAGAUGUUGGAGGGUUCUUUGGACCUGCUGGCUCCAACACCAAUGGCGCUCCUUUACUGUUCCAGAACUUCUCUCACCAUGCUGGCCCUGGCUUUGGAGUGGGAGGUAGUUUCUCAGCACAGAUUGGACCAGUCUCCCAACACCACCCUCCUGCACCUCAUCCCCAGCACUACCACCCCCAUGGCCAAGGAGUUCCACAACAGCACCGACGCUCCCCAGCUAGCCCUCAUCAGCACCAGCCUUCCUUUCCUCCGCAUCCCCACCGCACUGGACCAUUCACCCAACUGCCCCACCUUGCUCCUUCUCAGAACAAACCCCCUUCACCUUGGGGUAGCUACCAGAGUCCUUCCACUCCCACAUCCACCUCUUGGAGCCCAGGUGGCUAUGGUGGAUGGGGAGGCACACAGGGGUUUCGGGACUACCGGCGGGGAGUAGGUGGAGGGAUGACGGGCCUUAACUCUAUCUCCCCACUUAAGAAGUCCUUCCCCAAUAACCAGGUUCCUUCGCAGAAGUUUCCUAGAAAUACCUCUGGCAUCAAUCACAAGGGCUGGGUGGAGGACAGCAUGAGUCGCAAUGACAAUGUUUAUCCUUUCCAGCAGGAGAGAACACGGCCUUUCGAUGGUUUCAGCAUGCAAUCUCUGGAGAACUCCCUGAUUGACAUUAUGAGGGCUGAACAGGACUCCUUAAAAGGACGCUACAGCUUCUCUCACCAGAGUGGUGAUGGGCCUCUACCUAUGAAUGCGAGAAGUUAUGGCAGAAGACGAGGCCAUUCGUCUCUGUUUCCCAUGGAAGAUGAACGCUCUUUUGGAGAAGAUGAGUCAGGUGACCAUGGACUUGCUGGCCUUGGUUCAACCCACUGUUUCCCUCACCUCAACGGUGAACGUGUGGAGCGUUAUUCUCGUAAGGUGUUUGUCGGAGGGCUGCCCCCAGACAUAGAUGAAGAUGAAAUUACUGCCAGUUUCCGUCGAUUUGGCCAUUUAUUUGUAGACUGGCCCCACAAGGCUGAGAGCAAGUCUUAUUUUCCACCAAAAGGAUAUGCAUUCCUGCUGUUUCAAGAUGAGAGCUCUGUCCAGGCUCUGAUUGAUGCCUGCAUUCAAGAGGAUGGAAAGCUUUAUCUGUGUGUCUCCAGCCCUACUAUUAAAGAUAAACCUGUCCAGAUCCGGCCCUGGAACCUUAAUGACAGCGAUUUUGUAAUGGAUGGCUCUCAGCCACUGGACCCGAGGAAGACCAUUUUUGUAGGAGGUGUUCCGCGUCCACUACGUGCAGUUGAGCUUGCCAUGAUCAUGGACCGUCUGUAUGGGGGAGUGUGUUAUGCUGGGAUCGAUACAGACCCUGAACUCAAAUAUCCAAAAGGCGCAGGGAGAGUGGCCUUCUCCAAUCAGCAAAGCUACAUUGCAGCCAUUAGUGCCCGAUUUGUUCAACUGCAACACGGGGAGAUUGAUAAACGGGUGGAAGUGAAGCCAUAUGUCCUGGACGACCAGCUGUGCGAUGAGUGCCAGGGCACCCGCUGUGGGGGGAAGUUUGCUCCUUUUUUCUGCGCCAACGUGACCUGUCUGCAGUACUACUGUGAGUACUGCUGGGCAGCCAUCCAUUCUCGGGCCGGGCGCGAGUUUCACAAGCCGCUGGUGAAGGAGGGAGGAGACCGACCACGACACAUCUCCUUCCGCUGGAACUGAGGCAAGGAGGGUGGAGGGGUUGGGGGGGAACAGGAUCGGGGAGCGACUGAGAUAUUAGGGAGGGGGUACGGGCUGUGAUAUGAAAUAUAAAUGCACUUUUCUUUUAAGUUUAAUAAAAAAAAAAAGAUAAUUUAUUUUAUUUUUUAUUUGGCCUUCUAGAAGAAGCAAAUGCUAAGAAGAGUGAAAUCCCAUUUAUGUUUUGACUUUAAGUGUGCAUGAGCAUAUGGAUGCAUUAGAUUUGGAUUUAGUUUUUUUUUCUUUUUUUUACUUGACUGCUUUUUUCCGUUUUUGGUAUUAGCUGGCAAAGCUGCUUACAUUUGUUGUUGAAAGUAACAUAAAAUUUAAGUGGAGGUUCAUCAUACCUAAAUCAGUACACGAACUAUGAAAGUUUAAUUUAAGAAGGGUGCAUUUUCUUAUUUUUGCAGGAUUAGAGAAGAACUGUACCAUUUACCAAAGGUUAAGUGCAAAUUGUAGGAACUCUGUUUCAGAUGGAUGGAUUAUUGAGUUUUUCAAGCAGCUCAGUGUAUAGCAUCUGGCCACGUCACAAAACAAAAUCUCCCCUCGGUUUGGCACACGUUUAGAUUGAUGGCAUGAGUUUUUAGGACUUGGUAUGAAAGUCAACACUUUGUAACCAGACAGGGCAAACCAAAGAUUGGCCUAAAUACAUCAUCAAGAAAAAAGAAAAAAAAGUGGUUGAUCUAAGGGUUUCAGGAUAAUGUCCUCUUGUCGUGCAACAGAGGAAAGGCUGCAGUUUCGGUUUGUGGGUUUCAGCUGAUAGACACAGCCCUCAGGGCUCAGGUAUUGGCAGUAGUAUUUAUUCACUUUAUAUCGUCAGGGAUAUUAGCACUGGAAGCUAACAUGCUAACGUAGUACUAACUAAUGGGAAUGCACAGUCCAGUCUCCCUGAGCUGUCCUCAUGGUGUACCACUGCACGCUCUGCUGUGACUGGAGCUUCUAUCACAAGUGUUGUGGUUGGAUAUGGUAGUAGCUAGAAUUUGCUGUCACAGAGAUAAAGAUAUUAUUUUAUACAUGGCCUGCUGAUUUUUGUACAGUGUUUUAUAGCUGAUUAUUUUGUCAUGAACAUAUAUACAUUUAUUAUGCACUACUUUUUCUAAAUAUUUUUUUCAAUAGUCAUUUUAGGCACAUUUUUCACAAAUGGGAGAACUCCUUUUGCAAUACCUCAUUUUUUUCACUUGGUGAAAAAUAAUUUUGUACCUUUGUUACUAAAAGAUCUGCAUUUAUGGUAAACUUCAUUUAAAAAAAAAUGAAUGAUAUAAUUUUCAAUUAGCUUUUAUAUAUUUAAGUGCUGGUAAAUCUAAAAACUGUCUGAUGCAUUGGUGUGAUUCUGUAGAUUUAAAAACAAAAAAAAGGAAAACAGAAUAAACUUUAAAAAAAGAGGCUAUCACUAGCCAGUCGUAUACAGAUUCUCCUAUCUCCUAUUAAACAUAAUUACAGGAUCCUAAGGCAUGGCAAGACCUUUCUAAUCGGAUUUUGAUAGUCUUGAAUAUAAUCUGAUAUUUUGCUCCUAGGUGUAGUAAAUAAGAUUAUUAUUAUGAUUAUUAUUAUUAGGGUAAAUGUUUUGGCUUUGGUCAAUGUGAAAUCUUCCCUUCUACCACUGGAGUGGAUAUCAGCUGUAUGAAUAUUUAGAUCCUCUUUCUGAGAAUGCCUGUAAGUUCUACUUAUUCUUGGCAUGCAUAAGUGAUAACAUGGCUAGUGAUAAUGCAGGACCUAAUGUAAUGCACUAGACCUUUUUCCUUUUUAACCUUUUCUUUUUCUCUUUGAGAUAGCCUCUCUUGUAGCCUCUCUUUUCAUGAUUGAGUCUGCCUUCCUUACACAGACAUGAUGUUUAUGCAAUAUACACCGUGACAACACUUUUGGAUGUGUUUUUGUAAUGUGGAGGACACUCAGUAGGACAUAGAUGAGGAGACUUGAUCACUUGACCCCCCCUUUGUGAUGUGGCAUGCUUUGGGACAUAACCUGAAUGUGAUUUAAUGUUGCAAGUUAUCUUUGAGCCAUUAUGUGCAAUACUUAUUCUUUUUCCAGAAACAGUUCUCCGCAGUCUAAGUCAUUUGAUCCAUAUAAAUCAUGCAGUCUUUUUACAAACUUUUUGUUUCCUGUUGUUCAUGCUGAUGUCUGCAAAAGAAAAAAAAUAAUUUAUACCUGAAUUUAUUUUUAAACAUUAGUUUUGUGCUUAUUUACUUAUUUUGCUACUACCAUGCUACUGUGAUUGAAAACAUUGUAUAUACUAGGUCGAUAAUGUAUUUAGCAUUUGCUCUAUUUUCAACUGAAAUUGUAUAACUAUCAUUUGGAUCAGAUUUUUUUUUUUUUUUUGGGGUGAUGUGUUAAACUCUAUGUCUAGUUUUUCUAAUUGCUGUAAUGUGCUCCACAUUUUCACAUGAAAAGAAAAUUGAUUGUCUGUUAGUAUUACGUGAUUGCAAAAUUUCAAUAGUUUUUAAUUGAAUGCUGGGAAGGUUAUUUAUUAACUUUUUUUUUUUUACCUGGUAUCAUUAUGAUUUUUAUUAAGUCAUUUCACAUUUCUAUGUAAGUUCUUUUUCUUUUCUUUUUUUACAUUUUCUUCCUGAUUUAAUUUACGCUACAAUACAGACAUCAGUUUUUAUAGUUGGUUUGUAGUACUGAAGUAAAAGAUUUAAUGUCAUAUAUUCAUUUGCUGCCAACUGUAACUGUAUGCAUACAUUUGAAGUAUUUGUAAUGUGAGAAGUUGAACGAAUAAAACAGCUGUGAGGAA